Messenger RNA from Sungouiella intermedia, 2058 nucleotides. The record is from the annotation of a GenBank genome assembly. Lineage: Eukaryota; Fungi; Ascomycota; Pichiomycetes; Serinales; Metschnikowiaceae.
AUGAAUCAAGACUCCUUGGGUAAUACCUAUGAACAGGAAACUCCUCAGGUGCUACCUCAGGUGACCAUCAACGAUCUUCCCGUGGAGGUUCUAAUUGGCAUCUUUGCAAACCUCUCGCCAGUGGAAUUCAAGAAUCUUCGUCUAGUCUGCCGAAAAUGGAACUUCGUUCUUUCGGAUCGGGCAGUGUGGGCCAAAGCGUUUGGAAACAGGUUUGGCACCGGACCCACGUUUGCCUCAGUAACAAGGUCUCAAAUGUGGCUACUGGAGUAUUUUGGACGUAUCUCUGCCACAAAGAAAUGGGCCAAAGCAAAAGCUACUGCUCAGCUGUACCGAUUAAUCAAUAAUCAGUACGGAAUAGUUGAUCACAUUGAAACUGAUUUCAUUCAUGAUCGCUUUUUAAUGUUUGCUGGUGUCUCUGGAGCAGUGUCUUAUUGUACAUUGAGUCUGGGAAAGAACCAGGUGUUUAUUCCUGAUGAUCCACUGUUCUCUCGAAUUCUGGCUUACGACGCUACAUGGACAUAUUUAUGUUGGGGCAGAACAACUGGAGAAAUAUACUUGAAAAACCUAGCGACAUCCACUGCCUCAGGAUCAAACCGUCUGUCGCUCACCAAGAUUAGAAGCGUUAAUACUACCUCUUCAGAGUCUGAGCUUCCGAUCUCGAUUGUCAAACUCAAUCGAGAACCCGAUAAGCAUAAGGCAAAGGUGGACAUUGUGUCCAUGAACACCAUGGGUCUCGUACAGUUUUGGUCAUUGCUGGGUAAAGAAAUAUCCUCGUUAGAUCUUAACGACUCUGCAUUCUUCCUCGACACGAACUUUAAGAAAUAUAUCGUGGUUGUGUCUUCGCAUUUCAUCACCUUGGUUGAUUUCAACACCCACGAGUUAUUAUCUAAAUUUGAGCAUGGAUGGACAUUUUCCGAAACUCCAGUUGCGGUAAACGUUGAUUUUGGAGAUCUUAAUGUCGUUAUAUGCGACGAAACAUGCGUGAGAGUGUUCCACUACGCAGAUUCAAGCUUUUCUGUUCUGGAGGGCAAUGUGCCCACAGAAAUGACCAUAAUUGACGGCACCAUGCAGACAUCAUCAGCAGUCAGAAAUAAGAACAUCGUUGGGGGUGAUGGGCUUCUCUAUGCCAUCACACUUUCAGAUGGCAGUGUGUGCGUGUUUAAUAUUCGAGAUGCGCCCUCCCAUUUGAAGUUCCCCGUUCGAAUCUUGCCGUUUGCAGACUCAAGGUCCCCAACCGGAAUCGCCCAAUAUACAAAAGUGGCACUCAAUAGCAGUGUGGUGGCCAUCGGAGCAUUAGCAGAUUGGAUCCAUAUUUAUGAUGCACAUUCCGGCGAAUAUCUUCGAGAAGGUGCUAAGGUUUCACGGAAAUUCACACGGAAUGGUGUAGCACCGAUACUGAAAAUUGAGUUUGGACCCAACGGCGCCUGCGGCAUCAUCGUGUGCGGAGAUGUUGUUCAAUACUUUCGGUUUGGCGAAGAGGCGAAACCCAAAAAGAAGCCCAAUGCGCCACUAGUAGCCGAUGCCUCGUCUAGACGGGAAAUGCAUCGACACAUUCAAGCACAAAUUGAUGACUACGACUCGCUACAACAUUCGGAGUUUGAGCUGGAACGCAUGGCUGACAAGUAUAAUGGCACUCGAUUUGAUUCUGAACAAGAAGAGUGGAGAGUUGCUCUUGCAUUAAGCGCAAGCUACGCAAACAAUGAGGAAAGUUUAGAUGAAUUGGAGAGAGUGAUUGAACUUCUGCAAACAGAUGUUUCUAAUGUUCUGGAAGAUGCUGUGGAUGAAGAUCUAAAGUUGGCGUUGGCAAUCUCUAAACAAGAGAGUUUCAACGUACUAAACAGUGGGGUUGAGAGCCCUGAACACGUUGGUAGUCAUUCUGGGGCUAAUGUGAGUCAAAGUCGUGCAAAUGGACAGAUCCAGAGAAAUGAACAGGAGCACAAUAGACAGGAGCAGAGUGGGUACGGAGACUCAGAAAUACAGGUUGGGAACUCCGAAACUUACGAAUCAGAUGAAGAAGUCUUGAGACGAGUAUUAGAACUUCUGCUCAUAGAACAUUAA